GCUGUGUGGCCUGACUCUGAAGAAGCUGGUGGUGCUCCAGGAGCUGGAGAAGGGGCUCGUCUCGGUGGUGAUCGCCGUGAAGAUGCAGGGCUCCAAGCGCAUCCUGAGGUCCCAUGAGGUCGUGCUGCCCCCCAGUGGACAAGUGGAGACAGACCUGGCCCUGACCUUCUCGCUGCAGUACCCUCACUUCUUGAAAAGGGAAGGCAACAAGCUUCAGAUCCUGCUCCAGCGCAGGAAACGCUACAAAAACCGAACCAUCCUGGGCUACAAGACGCUCGCCGCCGGCUCCAUCAACAUGGCCGAGGUGAUGCAGCACCCGGCGGAGGGCGGCCAGGUGCUGAGCCUCUGCAGCAGCCUCAAGGAGGCCUCCAUCAAGGUGGCCGAGAUCUGGAUCGUCUCCCUGUCCAGCCAGCCCAUCGACCACGAGGACAGCGCCAUGCAGGCCGGCCCCAAGGCCAAGGCCACGGACAACUACUCUGAGGAGGAGGACGACAGCUUCUCCUCUGAGCAGGAGGCCAGUGACGAUGCCGCGCAGGGGCAGGACUUGGACGAGGACGACUUCGAAGUGGGGAAGCCCAAGAAGCAGCGCAGAUCGAUAGUAAGAACGACGUCCACAGCCAGGCAACAGAACUUCAAGCAGAAGGUUGUGGCGCUGCUGCGGAGGUUCAAGGUGUCCGACGAGGUCCUGGACUCGGAGCAGGACCCCGCGGAGCAGGCGCCUGAGGCAGAGGAGGACCUGGACCUGCUGUACGACACCCUGGACAUGGAGCACCCCAGCGACAGCGGCCCCGACCUGGAGGACGACGACAGCGUGCUCAGCACCCCGAAGCCAAAGCUCCGGCCAUACUUUGAAGGCCUGUCGCACUCCAGCUCGCAGACCGAGGUCGGCAGCACCCACAGCUCCCGGAGCCACAGGGAGCCCCCGAGCCCGGCUGAUGUGCCCGAGAAGACCAGGUCCCUGGGGGGCCGACAGCCAAGCGACAGCGUCUCGGACACAGCAUCCCUCGUCAUGCCAGCCCCCCGGGAGCCGCCAGGGCCGCCCCAGGACAGCCCAGAGGCCGAGCCUGCCCCCCUGGACGCCUUCGCCGAGAAGCUGCCACCCAGCGGCAGGAUCACCAAGACAGAGUCUCUGGUCAUCCCCUCCACCAGCCCGACACGCGCAGCCAGCUGCAGAUCCCCAGGAAGACCGUGUACGACCAGCUGAACCACAUCCUCGUCUCUGACGACCAGCUCCCUGAGAACAUCAUCCUCGUCAACACUUCUGACUGGCAGGGCCAGUUCCUCGCGGAGGCCCUGCAGAGGCACGCGCUCCCCGUGGUGUGCACCUGCUCCGCCGCGGACGUCCAGGCGGCCUUCAGCACCGUCGUCUCGCGGAUCCAGAGAUACUGCAACUGCAACUCCCAGCCCCCACCGCCCGUGAAGAUCGCCGUGGCGGGGCGCCAGCAGUACCUCAGUGCCGUGCUGCGGCUGUUCGUGGAGCAGCUGUCCCACAAGACUCCCGACUGGCUCGGCUACAUGCGCUUCCUCGUGAUCCCGCUGGGCUCCCAUCCCGUGGCCAGGUACCUGGGCUCUGUCGACUACCGCUACAACAACUUCUUCCAGGACCUGGCCUGGAGAGACCUGUUCAACAGACUGGAGGCCCAGAGUGCUGCGCAGGACACCCUGGACAUCGUGUCACGUGUCACCCAGUACAUCGCAGGGGCCAACUGCGCCCACCAGCUACCCAUCGCCGAAGCCAUGCUGACCUAUAAGCAGAAGAGGAAAAAGCACUUCCAUUUUGACUUUACCUUAAGCCCUGACGAGGAGACCUCGCAGAAGUUCAUUCCCUUUGUGGGGGUUGUCAAGGUUGGAAUUGUGGAACCGUCCUCAGCCACGUCAGGUGACUCAGACGACGCAGCCCCCUCGGGGUCUGGUGUGCUGUCCUCCACCCCCCCAUCCUCGUCUCCAGCGGCCAAGGAGGCCUCGCCCACCCCGCCCUCCUCCCCCUCAGUGAGCGGAGGCCUGUCCUCGCCCAGCCAGGGCAGCAGCGCCGAGCUGAUGGGUCUGCAGGUGGACUACUGGACGGCAGCAGCGCCCGCGGACAGGAAGAGGGACGCCGAGAAGAGGGACCUGCCCACCACCAAAAACACGCUCAAGUGCACUUUCCGGUCCCUCCAGGUCAGCAGGCUGCCCAGCAGCGGCGAGGCUGCGGCCACGCCCACCAUGUCCAUGACCGUGGUCACCAAGGAGAAGAACAAGAAGGUCAUGUUCCUGCCCAAGAAGACAAAGGACAAGGACGCGGAGUCCAGGAGCCAGCGCAUCGAAGGCAUCGGCCGCCUGAUCUGCACGGCCAGGCACCAGCAGGACGUGCUGCGGGUGCUCGUGGACGGCGUGGAGUGCAGCGACGUCAAGUUCUUCCAGCUGGCCGCCCAGUGGUCCUCCCACGUGAAACACUUCCCCAUCUGCAUCUUCGGGCACUCCAAGGCGGCCUUCUAACCCUGCCCGCCGGCCAGCGUGGACACAUGGGCCCUCGUCCCGCCCGUGGGCACCGCGCAGGGGGGUCCGCGACAUGUCCCAGCUCACUGUGCAGACAGACCUAACAGGCGCGACCUCAGUACACGUGUGCUCAAGCUUGGAAACCGACGGGGCGGUGUGCCACGCCGUGCCUGCUCUGCUUGGUAACCCUCGGUACGGCCGGAGGGCGGGUGGCCUCGGGAGCCACCCAGGCCCUCCGUGCAUGAGGGCCCCCAUGCAGGAGGCUCUUAGCGCUGUGUCUACCCUUCUUGGAAGCCAAGACUUUGCGCCCGCCUGGAGCCCGGGUCAGGCACUGGCCCACCAGGCUUGGUGGCCAGAGGCCGAGUGUCCUGGGGCACACCCAGUCUUCCAUGGGAGUGUCCUAAGUUGCAGGCAGGUCAGGUCAGGCCGCGGAGCCCUGGACCCCACCCCAGACAGGCCCCCAGCACCACCCACUCGUGGUUCCAGUCAACUCCAGCCUUGCUAGGAGGUUUUAUAGUAGCAGGUAUUUUUAAUGCUUUUAAAUACAUGUUAUAAUGUAGCCGCCAAACAGAUGUUGCUCUUCUCCAGUCCCCAGGGCUGGGCGGAGCCCCUGCCAGCCCCAGCGGUCCCUCCACAGCUCCUAACACUGGACGCCCCACAGCUGCCGCCACCCCAGGCCCAGUAAGCACAGUGGCCUCAGCCUCAGGGUCCAGGUCAGGCCGAGGCCAGCACCCAACCAGCAUACCCUGCUGUGUCACCCAGGCUGGGAUUUGGGACUGUGAUGAACGUGGGGAUGGGGGACAAGCAUGUAGCGUCACCUGCAGGAGUGGCUGUUGAGGGCUCAGUUAGGCUGACUGCACCAGAGGGGUGUGCACCGAGCAGAGGGGCAGCCAGGCAGCCCUGCAGGUCUGACCUUUCCAGGAUAGCUCCCCAGAGCACCACUGGUAAGCAGGACCCCUGAGCGGUGGCCAGCAAGAGGGGUGCCCACCAGAGCACCAGGCAGGAGGGGGCCCACCUGAGCACCAGGCAGGAGAGCUCCCACCUGAGCACCAGGCAGGAGGGGGCCCACCUGAGCACCGGGCAGGAGGGGGCCCACCUGAGCACCUGGCAGGAGGGCCCCUUGGACGAGCUGUGUCCGCAGGUCCUGGGCUGUCCGGCGCUGUGCUCAGAAAACAGCACCCAUGUAGGCAUGCCAAGGUCCUGCCACCCAUCACAGGACCCCCAGUGGGUGAGGGCACUGUGUCCCAUGUAGUCGUCCUGUGCCCCAGUGGGAGGAGGGCCUGCCUGGCAUGGCGAGGCCCUGGGCAAAGGCCUCCCAGGACAGCUGUGAGCAGGCCCUUCAGCCUCACUUGGGCCUGGGUGGGUGUGGAGGGCUCCGAGUCUGGCUUCAGGCCCUGCCCCUACCCUGGAACGGCCCUGGCCUAAGGGCCAGACUGAGGCAGCGGAGCUGAGAGCACCUACCCAGACCCUGCCAACCUGGAGGAAAGAGAGCUGAGGCCACCCUUGACUGGAGCAGGGUUUCCGCGCCGCCUGCCUGCCCAGCCUGCUGUGGGGCGGCCCUUCCUGCCCGCGCCCUGCCCCACCUGGUUGCAGGGACGCCCUCACUGGGCAGCUGGACCAUCCUCUGUCCACCAGCCAGCAGGCUGUCCAGCACCCAGACUCCCGUGGCCCACCUGCCUCCUCACGCCCUGUGCUGGGGGGUCCUGCAGACACCCCUGGCUGCACUCACCCCUCUGCCUCAGCUUCUCCACCUUAACGUUACCUGGGAUGGUUGUCCCCACCUACCUCACAGCGCUUUCCUAGACCUGGAGACACACGGUCCCUCACAGGCACGAGCCAAAGCCACCCAGCAGCCGGUGCUGCUGCCGUGGGGGUUGGCAUGUGCCCUGUGGGAUGUGGGAGGAGGUGGCCCCCUUGCAGCAGGGGGCUCAGCCUGGAGCUCAGAGUGUCAGCACCUGUCCUACCUCUGGGGCUCCAGUGGGGUGGGCAGCCCAGCCCACUGCUGCCCUCCUCCUUGGUCCCCUGGGCCGCCUCCGGCAUGCGGGCCAGUGUCGUCAUGGCCAGUGCCUGAGCUGGGGCUGCAGGGGCGGGGCACAGCCCAGCUGGGGGACUGCUCUCACUCCAGUGGGCACAUGUGCCCCGUUCUGCCCUUCACCCGCAAAGGGCAGGGCCUCCCGGCUCCUGCCGCUGCCCCAGACCCGAGCGGCCGAGGGCUGAGAGCCGGCUCCCCACCCACAGCUGGGGCCAGCCCAUGGUGUUGGGUUCUCAGCGGAAGGGCUGCUGGCCUCGGGAUGGGAACAGGGCCGAUGUAAAUAGCUUCGGGACCCAGAUUCUUGGACUGCUUCACGGUGCUGAUGCCACUAAUAAACCUGCAGGCACUCCGC
Messenger RNA from Tupaia belangeri chinensis (Chinese tree shrew), 4859 nucleotides. RefSeq names its product phosphofurin acidic cluster sorting protein 2 (gene PACS2). Gene Ontology annotation, molecular function: transmembrane transporter binding. Gene Ontology annotation, biological process: protein localization to plasma membrane. The record is from RefSeq and is a predicted model, not a curated record. NCBI's taxonomy places the organism in Eukaryota, Metazoa, Chordata, Mammalia, Scandentia, Tupaiidae.